Molecule: messenger RNA, 2946 nt
Organism: Sinocyclocheilus grahami
Lineage: Eukaryota; Metazoa; Chordata; Actinopteri; Cypriniformes; Cyprinidae
Product: transmembrane protein 168-like
Exons: 4
Coding region: 640-2742 (700 amino acids)
Source: RefSeq, a predicted model, not a curated record
UUGUCCUUUCAGGGAUUCCGUAGCGGCUUAAUACCAAUGUGCAAACAUGGCGGACAUUGAGCGUUUAGGCGAUGGUUCGGGAUAUUGUGCACUAAAUUUCCAGUUUUAGUUAUUUUUCUGUAAACGACAACAAUCGUUGACUUGUAUGUCGACUGACGUAUUUCUUUUUGCUUGAUUUAAUCGAUGUUACUCUCGUCGUGAACAGAAACAACACAUUCUAUCAACUUGCCGCCGGUAAACGCACUGGAAUCUGCUCGACUAAAUCAGACUGACAGGACAUUAAAACUCUUCAGCUCUCAUAUUUACUCUUAUUUAAUAACUUCCAACGAGUUUAACAUUUGCACAUCUAGUUCACGCCUUAGUUUCAGUCACUAUAACAUGACUUUGAGUUGAACAGUUGGGUUCAUUCAGCAGUAACAGGUGGAUAUUGACAAUCCACUGAUUCAUUGUAGAUGUUACUCUAACGUUUGCACUAAUAUCUAUAGAAACAGUUUAGUUUUAGAUUGACCUCAAAUUCACCCUACAACAUGCAGUUCUUACAUCCUUUUUGCUGAAUAGUUAUGUCGCGAAUAAUUGUUUCUGUUGUGACCUAUAAAUUGCAAGUUUUUCUGCUGUUGUGUGAGUUUUUACACUGCAACGAUGUGCAAGCUGCUCAAGUAUUGCUUGAGCCACUUCCUUUACGCUGCUAUGACCCGGCUAGACGAAGCCAACAAAGGGGUCAACAUGUGGUCGUCCAUUCGGUACCUCGGUUACCUGUCCAGCCUGAACUCCCUGGUGGCCAUUUGCCUGGGAAUUUACAUACAAUGGGAGAAAACCGCAGACACUAUCAUCUUGGUCAUUUUCAUUUUGGGCCUCUUUGUUCUUGGGAUUGCCUGCAUUCUCCAUUAUUACUUCGGCAUGGAGAACGUCAGCCUCUUUCUGCUGCAUCUGGGGUUUGGUUUCCUUCUGGGUUUGCUGUGCUUCGUCAGCGUCCCGUCCAAAGAGCUCGAUGUUAAGGAGCAGGUGGCCAACUGUAUGUUAAUAGCAAGCAUUGUGAUACGAAUCCUAUGGGCUUUGGUUGGAAGAAUGUGCGGUUAUACCCGACUUCAACCCACUUUCCUCACUUCAAGGGAAGCAUUGGAGCUCACAGGCUUUGCUGUGGCCAGCACAACCAUGGUCAGCCAAAAAUCCAUAAGCCUUGGGGUCCUGACACUGGCUUUGGCCGCUCUAAUCGUGGAUUUGCGCAUGAAGUCCUUCUUGGCGAUCCCAAACCUGGUCUGCUUCUCGUUUGUGGCUGCGUUCUUCUUCCAGGAGUCUUUAGGAGUGUCCACCAACCCCUUCGCCUUGUCUUGCUUCUUCAGCCGCCUCGUCUGCGACCCAUUCCUAGACGUUUACUUCAGCGGACUUUCGGUCACCGAACGCUGGUCGCCGCUCCUACUGAGAGGAGGCCUGUGGAGGCGUUUGAUGCUUCUUCCUCUGGUGGUCAUGGAGGGGAUGUUUUUAGUCGUGGCCGCUCUGAAGAUGAGAGAUCUGGAUCGGUGGUACCUGCUCAUUCCGGGUCUUUCAGGAUCUGCUGUUUUCUGGAUCAUCUGCCACCUGGUUUUUCUCAUCACGCUGUGGGGUUUUCACAACAAGCUGAGUGACUGUCAGAGGAUGUGUAUGGUGCACACAUCACAGGCUGGAGAGCUGGACAGGGUCAUGGCGUCUAAGGGGAUGCGGCACUUCUGUCUCAUAUCAAAACGCCUGGUGAUCUUCAGCCUGAUGUCCACCAUCAUACUCGGGGCUCUGGGUUGGCAGCCAUCCAACAGUCUGUUUAUUGCCUUGUUUCUGCUGGUGCUGCCUCUCGAGUCACUAGCCCAUGGCCUCUUCUAUGAGCUGGGAAACAGCCUCGGAGGCACCUGUGUCGGCUACGCUGUGGUGAUUCCUACCAACUAUUGCAGCCCAGAUGGUCAGCCCACUCUGCUGCCCCCGGCGCAUGUGCAGGAGCUCAACUUGCGUUCCACAGGGAUGCUUAACAACGUGCAGCGCUUCUUCUCUCAUCACAUGAUCGAGACCUACGGUUGCGAUUACUCCACGAGCGGCUUGAGUCUGGAAGCCCUGCAAGCCAAGCUGCGCAUAUUCAUGGAGGCGCACACGGCUGACGGCCCACGACACGACACCUACGUGCUCUAUUACAGCGGACACACCCACCGCAGCGGAGAGUGGGCUCUAGCAGGAGGAGAUGUUUUACGUCUAGAUGAGAUUGUGCAGCUCUGGAGAGAAAAGAACGCCGGAUUCUGUUCCCGUCUCAUCAUUAUUCUCGACACCGAUAACUCGCCCCCCUGGGUGAAGGAGGUGCAGAAAAUAGAGGGACUUUAUGUAGCAGUUCAAGGGGCAGUGCUUUCUAGUCCCACAGACCUGGAGGUCCAGGACGCACCCCAGCUCGGGGACUUCACCUGUCAAUGGGUUGAUUUUAACUGUAACCCUGACAGCAUAGUUGGGUGGUCUGAGCGUGGGCGGCCCGUCCGAGCAGCCUACGGCAUCUCUAGACACUGGAGCGACUACAAGCUUCACCUGCCCACUGAAAGUGACGUCACCAGGCACUGGAGACUCUACUUCCCACGCCUGACCUACCCUGUGGUUCAGCUCGCCCACUGGUGCGGCGGGUUGAACCUCUUUUGGGUUUGCGGAUACUGCAUUCGGUUGCUCCGAAGGAUCAAACUUACAUGGUUCCCACCUGCAGUGCUGGAUACAGGCCAAGGUUUCAAGCUGGUUAAAUCGUAGAACAGGACCCUAUAGUGUGACGAUGCUGUAAGCAGCUGCCGGUGUAUCUGGACAUCAUGUACGGCUGCUUUAAGUUGAAUUGAGCAGCACAGCAAUUUAUAAAAUCUCAGGUGUUUGUUUGUGAUGGAAAAAAUAGCUACAAAUGGGCCAACUUGCUUACAAGAAUGUCAUAUUGGUCUCUACACAAAUUCAUUACUCAGCAAG